Messenger RNA from Staurois parvus, 1035 nucleotides. The record is from the annotation of a GenBank genome assembly. Lineage: Eukaryota; Metazoa; Chordata; Amphibia; Anura; Ranidae.
AUGGCCGCCGAUCUGCUGAGCUGGUGUGUCAGUGAGCUGGAGAGUCGGUUUGGUCUGAGUGUCAGUGAGGACAUCGUGCAAUACAUCCUUUCUAUUGACACAGAAGAAGAGAUUGAGGAGUAUGUCAAUGACCUGGUCCAAGGUUCUGAAGAAAGGAAGCAAAUAUUCAUACGUGAGCUUAAACAUAGGUGGAAAAGGACUAGACAGCCAUCCAGCUCCAACUCCGCUCAAACCUGCAGGAAAGAUGAAGUUUCUGGUCCAUCAUUCUUAAUAGACCAGUCAAGAAGAGGCAGGCGUAAAGGAAGGAACAAGAUGGAGCCACUGCCAGUGUAUGCUGUGGCUGAUACUGCUGCAGAAGAAGUCAAAACUCCUAUGGAUCUGGCCAAGGCUCAGGAGACAGCUAAUCUCUCGUCCUCCAAGAAAAAACAGAAGUAUGUCAAUUUGUACACCAAAGAGGGACAGGACCGACUGGCUGUGCUGAUUCCUGGGCGUUAUCCAUGCGAGUGCCUGGCCCAGAAGCAUAAGCUCAUCAACAACUGUAUGACAUGUGGACGUAUAGUAUGUGAACAGGAGGGGUCUGGACCUUGUCUGUUUUGUGGAAGCUUGGUUUGCACAAAGGAAGAGCAAGAUAUUUUAAUGAGAGACUCAAACAAGAGUCAGAAAUUAAGGAAGAAACUAAUGGGAGUUUCUGAUGCCUCUCUAAAGAUGGAUGGUUCUUCCAUGGAUCUACUCCCACAUCAAGAAAUGCGGAUGAAGGAGGGUUUAGUAAAAGCUUUGCAGCAUCGUGAUAAGCUUCUGGAGUAUGACAAGACUAGUGUACGGCGCACACAUGUGAUUGAUGAUGAAUCAGAUUACUUCUCCACUGAUUCCAACCAGUGGUUGUCCAUGGCAGAAAGGGAGGCCCUCCGUAAGAAGGAACAAGAGCUGCAAGAACUGCGUCAUGCUUCCCGACUCUCUCGUAAAGUCACUAUUGAUUUUGCAGGCCGUAAGGUUUUUGAGGAAGGAGACAGUCUCACUGAAUAUCACAAACGGUAA